AGUCGUCUAUCCAAAACAAGGCUGAUAAAACGACGUCGUCGCACUAGGAAGCAGCUUAUAAUGCAAGUAGGUCAUAGCGAAGCAGAGGGUUUUCAGAAGCUUUUUCCCGCCAACAAUGGCGCCCAAAUCGGAUAACACAGACGCAAUCGUUCUCAGAUUCGUGAAUGAGCAAAAUAAGCCGCUGAAUUCUCAGAAUGUGGCGGAUGCGCUGCAGAAGUUCAACCUUAAGAAGACGGCCAUACAGAAAUCGCUGGACAGUCUUGCUGAUGGGGGGAAGAUUUCGUUUAAGGAGUAUGGGAAGCAGAAGAUAUACCUGGCUCGGCAGGACCAGUUUGAUAUUCCGAACAGUGAGGAGCUUAACCGGAUGAAGGAUGCGAAUACGAAGCUGCAGGAACAGUUGGCUGAGCAAAAGAGGGCAGUUGGCGAGGUCGAGGGAGAGAUUAAAGCAUUGCAAUCGAAUUUGACACUGGAGCAGAUAAAGGAGAAAGACACCAAACUGAGAAAGGAGGUUAAGGAACUGGAAGACAAGCUGGAGAAAUUGCGAGGAGGAGUUACCUUGGUCAAGCCUGAAGACCGCAAGAUUAUUGAGCAGAUGUACUCGGAGAAGAUAAGUCAGUGGAGGAAGCGUAAGAGGAUCUUCAGAGAUCUCUGGGACACUAUUACUGAGAAUUCGUCUAAAGACCUCAAGGAGUUCAAGGAAGAGCUAGGGCUUGAAUAUGAUGAAGAUGUUGGUGUUGAUAUUCAGUCAUUCAGUGACCUGCUGCCAAAGAGUAGCAAGCGGCCUAGAGGCUGGUGAGGUUUUAUGGUUUGAGUUGCGCAUGGUCAUAGGUCGGAAAUGGGAUCCCUGCUUUAUUUAACAAAUGAUAGUAUACUUAUUUAGCUAUGUAUAUUCUGCAUACUCUGGAGAUUAUAAUGUAAGUUUAUGUGUCCGAGUUGGUUAACCCAACUGUUGUUAUAUGCUGAAACAACAUACUGAAACCUCUGAAGAGAUUAGUAUGCUGAAACCAGUUUAAGGGGUUUUCACACAAGCUUGAUCUGUUUCUGUUAUUAAACCUGUUGGUGUUUGUAGUUGUACCAUAGACCUUAACCGCGAUU
Messenger RNA from Argentina anserina (silverweed cinquefoil), 1095 nucleotides. RefSeq names its product homologous-pairing protein 2 homolog. Gene Ontology annotation, biological process: meiotic joint molecule formation; homologous chromosome pairing at meiosis; meiotic strand invasion involved in reciprocal meiotic recombination. Lineage: Eukaryota; Viridiplantae; Streptophyta; Magnoliopsida; Rosales; Rosaceae. The transcript is spliced from 6 exons. Bases 116 to 796 code for a protein of 226 amino acids. Gene Ontology annotation, cellular component: DNA recombinase auxiliary factor complex; condensed nuclear chromosome. The record is from RefSeq and is a predicted model, not a curated record. Gene Ontology annotation, molecular function: recombinase activator activity; double-stranded DNA binding.